Messenger RNA from Lolium perenne, 1457 nucleotides. RefSeq lists its product as uncharacterized. The record is from RefSeq and is a predicted model, not a curated record. NCBI's taxonomy places the organism in Eukaryota, Viridiplantae, Streptophyta, Magnoliopsida, Poales, Poaceae.
UGACCGCAGUUGGUAGGUUUGAUGUGUCGGCAUCUGAGCAACGCACCCUUCUUCAGCCAAACAUGUGCCGUCCAAAUAAUGGUACUCGAGUGAAGAUCAGUCCAUCUGGAGUAUAUGUGUCUUCUAUUUCUUCAGAGAAUCAAGCUGCAGCGGAUGCACGAAUAUGCAACAGAAAUAGUGGCCAUGGUGGAUGUAAGCUCCGAUGCACCACUAGCUGCUGUUCCCUGAUGACAUCUGAACAAGGAGAGGCAUACUUACAAACAAGCCGUGAGUACAAGAGAAGAAGAAAGUCGCAAGGAGCAACUUCCAGAGGUGCACAACAUACAUCUGAUGGAGUAGUUGUUAGUAAUGAACAAACAACUAGACAUACUCUUGUGAAACUACAAGAUCAUACCAGCCCUUCACAUGAAGAUCUUAUCUACAUGCCAAGUGAUUCUUUUCCUGUCACCAUUCGAGAUAAUAUUGGGGACACUAGGGAGGGGCUUGAAUAUGACGACCAUGAUGAUGAAAGUUAUAUGCCUAGCGGACAAGGUUUUGAACUCCAAUCAUAUCUAGAAAGGAAAAUUGUCCCGAGUUGCCUACGGAUGGAUCCAUAUGAUCGUAUAUAUCAAAAUUUACCCACCAAUUGCCAUUUUCUAGAUCAAGUACCUAACUGUAAACAUUGCAAUGCAAAAAGGUUCCACUAUGAGAGACCAACGUUUUGUUGCAUGGGUGGAAAAGUUAAAAUAGUAACUCCAUCAGUUCCCGAUGAAUUACGUCGAUUGUACACGAGCCAAGAUCCAGAUGCAAAGUACUUCCGGGAUAACAUACGUUACUUCAAUUCUCACUUCUCUUUUACCUCUCUUGGUGUUGUCUUGGAUCAACGAUUCUGCAAUAAUAGAUCUGGAGUUUAUACAUUCCGCGCACAGGGUCAGAUUUAUCACCCAAUCGACCAAUUAGUGCCCAGAGAUGAUGGUCCCAAGCAUCUACAACUAUACUUUUAUGACACUGAUGCUGAUCUACAACAGAGAUUUCGUCAUUCACCUAACCUUAAUAAAGGUCUCAUCAGAAAGUUGGUAGAUAUACUUUCAUCUAAUCCUUAUGUCCAGAUCUUUAGAAGUCUUGGUUCUAUUCCAAACCUUCGUGAGUAUAGGAUUGAGCUCAACACAAAUAUUGCUUUGGACCAAAGAGUAUAUAAUGCUCCAACAGCAUCACAGGUGGCAGCAAUUUGGGUUGAGGGAAGUGACCCUCGAGGCCAUUUUGACAGGAGUAUAAUGGUUUAUGGUAUAUCAGACCGUCCACAAUAUAUAAAAGCAUACCACGGGUGUUAUGAUCCGCUAUCAUAUCCACUUCUUUUCCCAAAUGGAGAGGUCGGAUGGAACUUCAACCUGCCUAGAGUGAGUUGGCGUGCAAGGACAUCUAUAGACAAUCAGUUAAAUGCUUUUGACGAAGAAGGCAAGUUCAUUAUCAUACGAUAA